Messenger RNA from Notothenia coriiceps (black rockcod), 1663 nucleotides. Its product is annotated as RILP-like protein 1. NCBI's taxonomy places the organism in Eukaryota, Metazoa, Chordata, Actinopteri, Perciformes, Nototheniidae. Gene Ontology annotation, molecular function: small GTPase binding; dynein light intermediate chain binding. Bases 197 to 1063 code for a protein of 288 amino acids. Gene Ontology annotation, cellular component: cytoplasm; ciliary basal body. The record is from RefSeq and is a predicted model, not a curated record. The transcript is spliced from 4 exons. Gene Ontology annotation, biological process: cilium assembly.
UUGAAUGCAGCGUCAAAAAUUCUGCAGCUGCGGACCUUGGCAAAGUUUAAACUGUCAACAAACUGACACAAGUUUUACCGAGUUCAAACAGGCCUCGGCUAGCUUGAGUUUUUCUACACAAAAUGUGAGCUUUCUGUGAGUGUCGUAAGAAGAAGACCGAUAUGUUUAAUGUCUGUUCUUAAAACAGAGGACACUCAUGGAGACCUGCGGGAUAAUGUCAGCGCUGGACCGACCCGCGGCGGAGCUGACGGUCAUGGAUGUGUACGACAUAGCGGCGGUGCUGGGACAGGAGUUUGAGCGGAUCAUCGACAGGUUCGGCUGCGAGUCUCUGGUCGGGCUGGUGCCCAAAGUGGUCCGGGUCCUGGAACUGCUGGAGGCCCAGGUGAGCAGCGGUGCGGCCGGGCAGGAGGCCGAGGAGCUGCGCGGGGAGCUGGACCGACUGAGGAGGGCGAGGAGUGACAGGUCCGAGCAGGAGAGGAAGCAGCAGAAGGAGUUGGAGCAGGUGGAGGACGUUUGGAGAGGAGAGGUCCAGGACCUGCUCUCUCAGAUCAGACAGCUGCAGGCGGAGAACAAGAGGCUGUUAGUGAGCCUCUCUCUCAAAGACUGCCCCCCCGCAGAGGAAGAACUGCAGAAACAGGACGGAAUGUCAGAGAAGGAGAGGCAGGUGAUGAAUAAGCUGAAGGACUCGGUGGAUAAGCAGAGGGAUGAACUCCGGGCUAAAGACCACGAGCUGACACUAAAGAACGAGGAUGUGGAGGCGCUCCAGACGCAGCAGCACCGGCUCAUAAGAACCAACCAGGACCUCCGUCACAGGAUCGGGGUGAGGGAGGCUCAAGGUAAGGCUCUGAUCCAGCAGAGGGCCAGGCUGGAGACUGAGGCCCAGACACGGCAGCAGGAGCUGGGGGCGCUGCAGCUGGAGGUCAGCCGGCUGAGGAAGGAGCUCCAGGGAUGGGAACUGGAGAGAGAGAUACCGGAUAUUAAAGAAACCUCUCUGACAAUAUCUGAGUCGUCGCCACCUGAACCUCCACUGAUUACGGUGAGACUCAUCUUCAGCAGGCUGUAAACCAGGGGUGUCUAAUUCAUUUGAGUUCAGGGGCCACACACAGUGAUCUCAAGUGGGCUGGACCAGUAAAAUCAUAGCAUAAAGACAACUCCAAAUUGUUCACUUUGUUUUACUGCAAAAAACUAAUUUAAUUAACUGUCUUUUUACAAAUGUAAUUACUUUACAUUCAUUUCCACAUCUGCGUAUUAACCCUGACCUCCUGCACUGACACAACACCCUAAAACUAAUGUUGGAACUAUUAAGGAAGAAGGUUAAGUUUCCCCCUGCCUUGUAAAUAUAUACAUACAAAAUACAUAAAAGUUGUGAAAAUUGCAGUUAAUAUCUUCGCUGUAAUUUGUACACUUUGCUGAGCCGUAUGUUUGACACACCUGCUCUAAACAAUUGCACUUGAAUGGCACUCACAGACCUCUGCCAAGGCCAAAGGUGCAUUCAAGUGCUCCUUGGAUGUUCCCAUUUCCCGAUUUUGAGAAGUUUUUAAGUAGAUUUUUUUGAAUUAUAUUAUUCAUAGGCAAUAUUCACUUUGAUUGCCAUAUUUCUGAGGAAUAAGAAAGCAACUUUACAGGUCACCAGUUGGGAACUUAUUUUUCCAAUUAUUCCUAC